Messenger RNA from Macrosteles quadrilineatus (aster leafhopper), 1163 nucleotides. RefSeq lists its product as uncharacterized. The record is from RefSeq and is a predicted model, not a curated record. NCBI's taxonomy places the organism in Eukaryota, Metazoa, Arthropoda, Insecta, Hemiptera, Cicadellidae. The transcript is spliced from 6 exons. Bases 122 to 1018 code for a protein of 298 amino acids.
AGUUUUAGUAAUCUAGACUUGGGUUUGUACUUCAAUAUUGACAGAUAGAGCGGAAGUACCUGCCUAUUUGUUUAGCAAGACUUCAUUUGUGUGUCACUUUGGUUCAAAUCCUUCACCUACCAUGGCUUGUCAGGCAACCGUCUUGUGUGUUUUUGUUUUGUGUGCAUUCACUCUAGCGCAAAAUUCAACUCAUAACAUAACAGGCAUAAAAAAUAAAAUAUCACAGCGAAUAGUAAACCAAGCUCUUCGGCCAGUGACGUUACGAGUGAACCCUCAAACCAGUCUGUAUGUGAGAGCUGGACAGGUUACGACUUUGUAUUUCGAUGCAACCAACAACAAUGACUGGAACGCCUUCUUUGCGUUCUACUGCGACACAACAUCCAGUACCGUUCAAUCAGUCCAGCCUUAUGAGAGAUGGAUUUCCAGACAAGAAACGGCGACGAUCCGAGUAGUAAUUAGGACAGGAAAUGUCGCAGCCACUUCCGAGACUGUUACAUUUACUGCGGUCACGUACUCCUCCUUCGGGGAAAACCCAACCAUGAUAAAAACUUAUCUGUUUGCUGGGCAGCAGCAAGUGUCGGACUCGACCAGUCCGCAAGUGAGUUACACCAUCAACGGAGACUGCAGGUACGCUGACACUCCUUCUACAUGUAAUGCUGCGACUUGGGGCUUUCAGGCUAACAUUCAAGACAGCACAUCAGGUUUAUUAUCGGUAGAGACAGUUCCGACGGGAUUUGAGUUCACUUCCGACUUCAUUGCCGGGACGAGGGAUCAGAUGAGUGGACGAUACACAAACUCUUGCUGCUACAACAAAGUAGACUUGAUAGCCACUGAUCUCAACGGCAACCAAUUCAGGACUUCUAUUGACAUUUAUAACGUGUGGCUCUCCCCUGGUGCUAUAGUAGCAAUAGUCGUAGGCAGUAUCCUACUAUUGUUAAUUAUCAUCUUGAUUUGCUGCGCCGUGGGAUACUGCAUAAGAAGACGGCGCAAAACAAGCACAUUUACCAUGAAUUUGUGAAAAAGUGUUCAACUGACGGGAAUUCCAUGUUUAAAAUAGCUUGUUAACCUUUAAUGAAAUAGACUAGGGCCUAUCUAGAUUGUGAUUAAGAUUCCAAUAAAUUGUAUGAAAGUAUAGAUCAAUUGAUCAAAAUAUUGUUAAUUUA